Molecule: messenger RNA, 911 nt
Organism: Cokeromyces recurvatus
Lineage: Eukaryota; Fungi; Mucoromycota; Mucoromycetes; Mucorales; Mucoraceae
Exons: 2
Coding region: 30-842 (270 amino acids)
Molecular function (GO): protein binding
Source: RefSeq, a predicted model, not a curated record
UUUAUUUUUUAUUUUUUUUAUCUUCAAGUAUGAAUUUAUUUAAUAGUAAGAAGGAAAAAUGUCGAGAAUAUGAUAAUGAAGAUGAAGAAGAGGAAUCUUUUGUAGAAACUUUUCCACACAUAUUUGAUCGAAAUGAUAUCUUGAUUUGCGCUACGCAUGGAAAAAUAUAUGCAAUUCAUAAACGAGAUGGUAGUCGUUUGUGGAGAGCCAAAUUCCCUACAGGUGGUUUAGGAGGCAUUGUCUCAUUGUUUGUAACCGAUACAGACAGAUUAAUUGUCGGUUCAAGAGGAAGAACAGCGUCAAUGGAUCUAAUGACUGGUAAAACGCUUUGGGUUAAUAAAAUGCCAGGCUUUGGUAUAGACGAAGUCUCUAUUAUUAGUACUCCUAAUCUAUUAUCGCCUAAUCUACUACCACCUUAUCAAAAAGAGGAAACAGAAGAGUCAUACCCAGAUUAUGAUAUGUUAACUAACAUAAAGCCUAUUGUUUUUGGAUGCGCACGAGGUAAAGUGAUGGCUAUAGAUAGUGAAACAGGAGAAACGUUAUGGACUUAUAAUUGCGUUGGGGGAUGGUAUAAUAUACCGGUUAUUAUUGUUGAACCACCUCUUAGAAAUCAAGAUUUUUUGGUGUAUGUAGGUUCGGGUAAAAACGUCUACUGUCUUAAAGCUAGUACAGGGGAAGUUAUUUGGAACGUUCGUGUAUCUAAUUCUAAUUUUGGCUUGAAUUAUAUGACCUUAGCUACACCUUGGAGUUCAAAGUUAGCAGCUGAAACUCAUUCGGCCUUUAGUCAAAAUCCAUCUGCUCAAAAAAGGGACCAUCAACGAGACAAAGAAAAGUCAUCAUAAUAAAUUUUUGUUAUUUAUUUAUUUAUUUAUUUAUUUAUUUAUUUAUUUAUUUAUAAGAAACAGACAUAU